GGCGGGCGGGGCGGACACCGGGCGGCGGGACGGGAGGAGAGAGGGACCCAACACCGGCACCGCACGGCGGCCGUGGGACGGACGGGAAGGAGCUGCCCCGCCCCCCCCCUCCCGGUGUGACAGCGGGCGGACGGACAGCGAGGCAGGGAGGGACAGACGGACACCGGGUUGGGCGGGGGACGGACAGACAGACGGGGAGCGCCUUGCCGCCUCCCCCCGGUGCAGACAGAGAUCGGUUCUGAAGCCCGGUAGGUCGGCUGGAUAGACGGACAGACCGCGUCUGCUGGGACCGACGGACGGAAAGGCGGACGGCGGCUGUUGGUGACCCCGUCCUGUUUGGGUGGGACAGACGGACAGACCGACAGCUCCGUCGUGCGCCUGUGGAUGGACGGAUGGAUGGACAGACAGACAAACAGACAGACAGACAGACAGCCCCGUCCCCCAGCGCGGGGCGCCCCAACAUAACCGCCCCCCCCCCCCCGGCCCCCAACGGCGUCCUCCGCCACCGCUCCCCGCAGGGUGCGCCCGCUCUGCCGGCCCGGCCGGUCGUUAAUUGCCGCUAAUUGGCACCCGGGGACGGGCGCCGCUGGGACGCACCGGGAGCGCAGAGUGGGACGUGCGUGGUGCGGCCCGGUGUCCCAUCUCGGUGUCCACGCCGGGGUCACCGCUCCGCCGGGGCUCGUUUCCAUCCCUUCCCCUUUUCCCCGUUCCCCCCUCCCUGCACGGAGGGCGCGGGGCGGCGCUGCGGGCGCUGUUUGAGCAAUGGGGACGGCGGCGGUGGCCUCAUUUCCUCCCCUUCCUGAGCGGAGCCUCCCCGCCCCGCCGCCACCGCCGGCGGCUCCCCCCGUCCCCGCGCCCCGCAUCCACCUCCCGACCCGCCGCCGGGGUUGGGGUCGCUGCGGGGCUCCGUGUCCCCAUCCCUGCGCACGCCGUGCAGCCCGGGGCUCUCGGUCCCUGCGCACGUUGAAGGCCGUUCCUUCCUUCUCUCUCUCUCAGUGCGUCUUCGAUGACCUCAGCGGCUCCGUGUCCCUGUCCUGGGUGGGCGACAGCACGGGGGUCAUCCUGGUGCUGACCACCUUCCAGGUGCCCUGGGUGAUUGUGAUCUCUGGGCAGUCCAAGCUGUACCGCAGUGAGGACUAUGGGAAGACCUUCAAGGACAUCACCAACCUCAUCAACAACACCUUCAUCCGCACCGAGUUUGGCAUGGCCAUCAGCCCCGACAACUCGGGGAAGGUCAUCCUGACAGGUGAUGUCUCCGGUGGCAGCCGAGGCGGCCGCAUCUUCCGCUCGUCUGAUUUUGCCAAGAACUUUGUGCAGACCGAGCUGCCCUUCCACCCCCUGGCACAGAUCUCCUACCACCCGCAGGACUCCGACCGCCUGCUGGCACUCAGCACCGACAAUGGCCUCUGGGUCUCCAAGGACUUUGGGGAGCGCUGGGAGCAGAUCCACAAAGCUGUCUGCUUGGCCAAAUGGGGUGCAAACAACACCAUCUUCUUCACCACCUACCUGAACGGCUCCUGCAAAGCUGACCUGGGUUUCCUGGAGCUGAAGAAAACCACCGACUUUGGCAAAACCUUCAAAGUCAUCGGCACCAAGAUUUACUCCUUCGGGCUGGGCGGCCGCUUCCUCUUCGCCUCUGUCAUGACAGAGAAGGGCUUCACGCGGCGCAUCCACGUCUCGCUGGACCAAGGUGAGAGCUGGAGCAUGGCGCAGCUGCCCUCCGUCGGCCACGAGCAGUUCUACUCCAUCCUGGCAGCCAACGACGACCUGGUGUUCAUGCAUGUGGAUGAGCCGGGCGACACGGGCUAUGGCACCAUCUACACGUCAGACGACCGUGGCGUGGUUUUCUCCAAGUCCUUGGAACGUCACCUCUACACCACAACCGGCGGGGAGACCGACUUCACCAACGUCACAUCGCUGCGUGGCAUCUACAUCACCAGCGUGCUGUCCGAAGACAACUCCAUCCAAUCUGUCAUCACGUUUGACCGAGGUGGGGAGUGGGUGCCGCUGCGGAAGCCCAAGAACACGACGUGCGACUCGACGGCACGCAGCAAGGAGGAGUGCAGCCUCCACAUCCACGCGUCCUACAGCAUCUCACAGAAGCUCAACGUGCCCAUGGUGCCACUCUCUGAACCCAACGCCGUCGGCAUCGUCAUCGCCCACGGGAGUGUUGGGGGGGCCAUCUCAGUGAUGAGCCCUGAUGUGUACAUCUCGGAUGAUGGGGGUUACACGUGGGCACGGAUGCUGGAGGGCCCCCACCACUACGCCAUCCUGGAUUCGGGUGGCCUCAUCGUGGCCAUCGCACACAGCAGCCAGCCUGUCAAUGUCCUGGAGUUCUCCACAGAUGAGGGGCAGUGCUGGUACCGCUACACCUUCACCAAAGAGCCCAUCUUCUUCACCGGGUUGGCAUCAGAGCCUGGCGCCCGCUCCAUGAAUGUCAGCAUUUGGGGUUUCCGCAGCAGCUUCCUGUCCCGAAAGUGGGUGUCCUACACCAUUGACUUCAGCCAACUGCUCAGCCGCAGCUGUGAGGACGAGGACUACACCAUCUGGCUGGCGCACUCCAGCGACCCCCGCGACCCCACGGACGGCUGCAUCCUGGGCUACAAGGAGCAAUUCCGGCGGCUGCGCAAAUCCUCCGUCUGCCAGAACGGCCGCGAUUACGCCGUCACCGCGCAGCCCUCCGUCUGCCCCUGCACCCUGCACGACUUCCUCUGUGAUUUCGGGUAUUACCGCCCUGAGAACCAGUCUGUGUGCGUGGAGCAGCCCGAGCUGAAGGGCCACGACUUGGAGUUCUGCCUCUACGGCCGCCGCGAGCUGCUGCGCACCAGCGGGUACCGCAAGAUUCCUGGGGACAAAUGCAGGGGAGGGGAGAGCCCCAGCAGGGAGGAGACGGACAUGAAGAAGAAGUGCACCAGCACUCUGCUGAGCCCCGGGCAGCUGGCGGCGUCCCCCAGCCCCACACCCAUCGUGCUGGCCGUGGUGGCCGUGCUGCUCGUUAGUGCUGUGGCCGGCGUGCUGCUCGUCAAGAAAUACGUCUGCGGUGGGAGGUUCCUGGUCCAUCGUUACUCCGUGCUGCGGCAGCACGCCGAGGCCAGCGGUGCCGAGGGGCCAGAGACAGCAGACCCCCCCUCACCACCCUACAAGGGGGGGUACCACGACGACUCGGAUGAGGACCUGCUGGAGUAGCGGCGGCGCUGGGACGGCACAGUGGGGCAGGCAGGGCUGAGGGGGGGGCUGUGCUGGGGGGGGGCUGUGCUGGGGGG
Phasianus colchicus (ring-necked pheasant) is the source of this 3263-nucleotide messenger RNA. RefSeq names its product sortilin 1 (gene SORT1). The record is from RefSeq and is a predicted model, not a curated record. Gene Ontology annotation, molecular function: protein binding. NCBI's taxonomy places the organism in Eukaryota, Metazoa, Chordata, Aves, Galliformes, Phasianidae. Gene Ontology annotation, cellular component: Golgi apparatus; membrane. Gene Ontology annotation, biological process: vesicle organization; endocytosis; Golgi to endosome transport.